Messenger RNA from Echinops telfairi (small Madagascar hedgehog), 3400 nucleotides. RefSeq names its product baculoviral IAP repeat-containing protein 3. The coding region runs from base 1660 to 2958 and encodes 432 amino acids. Gene Ontology annotation, cellular component: nucleus; cytoplasm. The record is from RefSeq and is a predicted model, not a curated record. NCBI's taxonomy places the organism in Eukaryota, Metazoa, Chordata, Mammalia, Afrosoricida, Tenrecidae. Gene Ontology annotation, molecular function: cysteine-type endopeptidase inhibitor activity involved in apoptotic process; ubiquitin protein ligase activity. The transcript has 9 exons. Gene Ontology annotation, biological process: negative regulation of necroptotic process; positive regulation of protein ubiquitination; regulation of cell cycle.
GGCCUAAAAUCCUUAAAAGGGACUUAGCCUAUUCUCCGGGAGGUAGUUUUGUGCAUAAAUUUUUUUUAAAAAUUACGUAGUUCACUAGAAUUUUUGAUAAUCAAAGAAUGAUCAUUUAAAAAUAUGAUUUAAUUGUGUGAGCAACAUAAAGAACUGAGUGUAAUGUUGAAUUUGAUUUGUGGGGGUGAAGAGGAAAUGGUUGGAGUUGGAGCAUAUUGCUGAAACACUUUUCAAAGGUAGUGAGGCAUCCUUCUGCUGGCUGCUGUGCAGAAUAGGGACAAAGUAAGUGUGUCAGAUAUUAAGAAUGAAUGACCUUUUUCUAGAACAAAGAAUUAAUAUUCAACUGCCUGCUGAAUUAGACAAAUAUGCAAUCGAGACCUUUGACACUUUAAAAGACUUCUACCAUGACAAAGAAACAUCAGGAACAAAACUUUUUGAUGGGAGCAAUAAACUUAGGGAAAGUAGGAAAGAGAAAUAUGAUGAUUCAUAGAGAUACUAUCCAAUGACUUCCAAGGCUGUUGAUGCUAUUUUAAAAGCCUAAAAGUUAGCAUGUGCCAGUGGUCUAUUCUCUCUCAGAAUAGUGGCUGCUGGUUAAAGUUUAGGAAGUGAAUGGACUCAUUCAGGAAGAACAAUUAUAUAAAAACAGUGAUAAAUGCAGUGUUUUUUAAAAUAACGCUUUUAAUUUGCCAAGACCUACUGUUAUCACUAAGCAACAGUAUUCCUGAUUAUCUAUGAGGAAGUAUGUGAUUAUUGUCUAAUAAAUCUUGUAUAAGAUAUAUGAGUACUAGAUAAUAGUUAACACCAGGUUUUAAAAUGUGUCAGCCAAUAUUUUGAUUUGGAGGCAAAUCUUAGAUUAUUUUGUUUUUCCUGUUAAGAUGAUUGUGAGAAUAGAAGUUACUUAAGUUGAGAAAGAUUUUGAGAACAAUUUAGAUAUAGCUUAUUUUAUUGAAUCCAUCAGUUAAUAAGAAACUUUAUUAUAUUUUGUACCCCCAAGAAGUAAAAAGUCAUGAUAAUUAAGAUAUGACUGGCUAAUAAUGAUAAGAUACCUCUUGCUCACAAGAUCAUUCCAACAUGUGUCUUAGAAACAAUGAAAUACAGCAGUGCGCUCCUUUAUACACUUGAGGUCAGUCUUAGGUUUUUACUCUGGCUAUUGAGUUUGAUCAUUAAAAACAUAAGCAAAGUAAGCAUAAUUCGGCAAUUUCUUGCUGUAGAACACUUACGGAGCAUGGCUUUCUUCUGUGUCUGUGUGAAUCAGAUGUUGUACCUUCCGGCCGGUGGAAUGGCAGCAUAGCAUUCUGGCUUGGAGAAGCUGACCCAACUGUGGCAAUGAUACCGGACACUCAAUGACAUCCACCUGGCCCCAAACACUCUUCACACCUCCAAAGAGUUUUAUUUUCCACCUGAAGUCUCUAUGUGGUAUCACGCAUAAAGAUUGCACCGAACCAAACCAAAGUUGUGCCAGACAAAGACUAACCGUCUCUUCACAUUGUCUCAGCCUGGAAUGUAGAGUCUGAACCCCUAACAUCAUAAGAGGGAAAGAAGGAAAGAUGUUCUGGUCUAAGCAUUCAUCCUAGUACUAAACUGAUCAAUUGUAAAUCCAUGCACAAAACUACCUCCCCAGAGAAAGGCUAGUCCCUUGCCCUCCUCAUUCAUUUCACUAUGAACAUAGAAAACAGCAUAGUCUCAUCCAGUUUGGUGAAGAGCACCAGCGUGUCUGAAUUGAAAUACGACUUUUCGUGCGAACUGUACCGAAUAUCUACGUUUUCGACUUUCCCGGCCGGAGUUCCCAUCUCAGAAAGGAGUCUUGCCCGAGCUGGUUUUUACUACACCGGUGUGAACGACAAGGUCAAAUGCUUCUGCUGCGGUCUGAUGCUGGAUAACUGGAAACCAGGAGACAAUGCCAUUGAAAAGCACAAGCAGCUGUAUCCUAGCUGUAGCUUCGUUCAGAAUCUCAUGCAGACCCUGGCAGCGCGGCUGAAAACGUUCUGUCAUUGGCCAGCCAGCGUUCCGGUGCACCCCGAGCAGCUUGCGAGUGCCGGUUUUUAUUACGUGGGUCACAGUGAUGAUGUCAAAUGCUUUUGCUGCGACGGCGGACUGCGGUGCUGGGAAUCCGGAGACGAUCCGUGGGUGCAGCACGCCAAGUGGUUUCCAAGGAGUGACAGCAUCAUCAUUCAUCUCUUAUCCACUUCAGACACUCCAGAAGAUGAAAAUGCAGAGUCGCCAAUUAUUCACUUUGGACCCGGGGAAAACCCUCCGGAAGACACGGUCAUGAUGAGCACACCGGUGGUGACCGCUGCCUUGGAAAUGGGCUUCGGUCGCAGGCUGGUGAAACAAACGGUUCAGAGCAAAAUCCUAAGGACUGGAGAGAAUUAUAAGACUGUGAGUGAUCUUGUCUUAGAUAUACUCAAUGCAGAAGACGAAAUAAGACAAGAGGAGAAAGAAAAAGCAGCUGAGGAAAAGAAAUCAGAUGAUCUGUCCUUGAUUCGGAAGAACAGAAUGGCGCUUUUCCAGCAUUUGACUUGUGUGCUUCCAAUCUUGGAUAGCCUACUGAUUGCCAGAGUAAUUAAUGAACAAGAACAUGAUGUUAUUAGACAGAAAACACAGAUACCAUUGCAAGCAAGAGAACUGAUUGAUACUAUUUUAGUAAAAGGAAAUAACGCGGCCACCAUAUUCAGAAACUCCCUCCAAGAAAAUGACCCCAUGUUGUAUAAGAAUUUAUUUGUGCAACAGGACAUAAAAUACACUCCCCCAGAGGAUGUCUCCGAGCUGUCCGUGGAAGAGCAGCUGAGGAGGCUACAAGAAGAAAGGACGUGUAAAGUGUGCAUGGAUAAGGAGGUGUCCGUCGUGUUCAUCCCGUGUGGCCAUCUCGUGGUUUGCAAGGAGUGUGCCCCGUCUCUAAGGAAAUGUCCUAUUUGCAGAGGGACCAUCAAGGGCACCGUGCGCACAUUUCUUUCAUGAAGAAGCCCCAAACCUUGUCUAAACGUGUCGAGCGAAUGAACUGAAAUAUCUUGGACUUUUAACUUUGCUGCCAGUUGAGUUUCUUUUAAAAGCUAUUUAUUUAAAACCCAGAGAAAUAAUGUGUCGUAUAAAUAAAUACACGAAGAGUUAAAUAUUAAGGUACAACUAUAUUUCUGAAACAUGUGCAUGUGUUUUGAUAAAGCAGCUAUAGCACUACCAACCCAAUCCUAAAUGAACACUGCCGACCUCAUCAGGGAAGUGAGUUUAAGGUUGUGAGGGGACCUUCCGAAAGUUUCAGGGUUGUGAAGUUGCACCGAGGAGGCUCUGUCGCUUUCAGCCAGGCAGAGGUCUCCGUGUUGCUGACUAACUUGCCAGGCGCAUGGUGACUAAUGCUGUUUUGUGUUCCGUGUGCAGUCAUUGAAUAAAGUAUUUUUUAAUGCUG